AUGGCUUUACCCGUCGUAUACAGCUUGCUUGAAUGCGCUGACUACAACCGCACAGUUGCCCCCUAUCUUUCCCAACUUGCAGCUCUCCCCGACAUGCUCUUCUCAUCCGCCACCAACUUUACGGUUUUGACACAGUUGUACCUCGACACGAACCCUCUGAUCACCGCCAUCGCUUUUGGGUUUGCCCUGGCUCCCAUCUUCUUGUUGAUCUCCGAAGUAAACAAGAACUACUCCCAAGUAGACCGAGUGUGGUCAAUAUUGCCAACCGUCUACAACCUGCACUAUACAGUCUUUGCCCACCUUGCUGGAGUGCAUACAGCGAGACUGGAUGUCCUUUGUGUCAUCAUCUCAAUAUGGAGUGCCCGAUUGACUUACAAUUACUAUCGAAAGGGAGGCUAUUCGAUUGGCAGCGAGGAUUACCGAUGGGCCACCGUGAAGGACUAUGCCGGACCUGCCUUGAUGUUCCUCUUCAAUGUCUUAUUCAUCUCACUGGCACAGUCCCUGCUCCUCGUCUGCAUCACGACUCCAGCCUACGUACUCCUGCUAACCGAACGCCUGGCAACCUAUGACGGCCCUAUUCGGUCCUGGAAUAUGGUCGAUGCUGUUGCGGCUGCCGCCAUGAUGACUUUUAUCGCCAUAUCAUACGUGGCAGACCAGCAGCAGUGGAACUACCAUGCGGCCAAAGCCGAGUAUCACAAAACGGCCAAAGUACCACCUGGCUGGGAACGAGCAGAUCUGGACCGUGGUUUCCUCACCACAGGCCUGUUUGCCUAUUCGCGACACCCGAAUUUCGCAGCAGAGCAAGGCGUCUGGGUCACCCUGUACCUGUGGUCGUGCCUGGCCACGGGGACCUUGUACAAUUGGAGCGGGAUUGGAGCAGCGGCCUAUCUGCUCCUUUUCCAGUCCAGCACCUGGCUCACAGAGCUCUUGUCUUCGGGAAAGUAUCCGGAAUACAAGGUAUACCGGGAACAAGUGGGAAAGUUUUUGCCCAUACCCGGCUAUGGGCCGCCGAGCUUCCAUGAACAGGAGAAGGCUCAGGCGAAUGAUGGAGGGUUGAAAGAGAGGGCGCGAUAA
This is a messenger RNA of Cladophialophora psammophila CBS 110553, 1074 nucleotides long. RefSeq lists its product as uncharacterized. The transcript has 2 exons. Lineage: Eukaryota; Fungi; Ascomycota; Eurotiomycetes; Chaetothyriales; Herpotrichiellaceae. The record is from RefSeq and is a predicted model, not a curated record. Gene Ontology annotation, cellular component: membrane. The coding region runs from base 1 to 1074 and encodes 357 amino acids.